AUGGAACCAAAGGGGAUGAAUAGGAGACUCGACGAUCCUACAAGCCAGGAAGACGCCAUAUCUCGAACAGACCGUCGAGUUGAGGUUCCUAAGCCUUCCAUGUCUCGCAUGCAGGAGGAGUACUUCCUCAACCUGUUCUGGGAAUCACACCACGCCAACAUACCCAUCAUCCAGGAAGGCGAAUUUCGAAAGCUUCACAACUCUUUAUGGAGCGACUCUAGUUCCUAUCGCAAGCCAUCUGCUCUGGUAGACAUCAUCCUCGCCAUCUCGAUGCAGUACGGCUGCGCAUUCCUGCUUCGGGGCUCGGGCGCCAACAGCCGCGAUCAAGAUGAUGCCAGCAUCGCAGGCCGGUGGUACUACCGAAGAUGUCAAACCCUCCUCGCCUCAGAACUGGAAAGCCCUUCGAUUACGACGCUGCAGUGCCAUCUCUUCUCCGUCGUGUACCUCUGCUGCGCAUCCUUCCAGAACAUGGCGCACUCAACCCUCGCCGCCGCCAUGUCCGUAGCGCAAACCCUCGGCUUACAUCUCGAACCACCAGCGUCAAUGCCAAGAGCUGAGAAAGAGCUGCGAAAGAGACUUUGGUGGGCGACAUUCAUCAACGAUUCCAAGACCGCCCUGAAAGUCGGCAGACCGCUCUCGGUGCAAAGGUCUCAGAUCACAGUCUCACCUAUCAGCGACGACGAAGAAGCUGCAUCUUUCUUUGACUCGAGUCUGGGGUCUUAUGACGGAGUGACAUGGCUCACAUACGCCGCUCAGAACCAGAAGCUCAUAAUUGUCUCGACAGAUAUCCAUAAUGCGUUUUACGAGAGAUGCUCUGAGAUUCUCGGGCAAAGCAGUCACUCGACGCCCUACAAGAACUCCAAAGAUCUUGAAUCAUGCGCCAAGUUUAUUACUAGCCAGUUGCCUGCCCUCCAAGCCUGGGCCGACCAAGUUCCCCCCGGUUUGAGGCUUCAACGGCGUGACUCAGGUGCCCCCUUUUCCGCCGACCGAACCCCCAUCCUAAUCGACUCCUGUGCACCACUCUGGCUGCAACGUCACCGAAUCUGCCUCGAACUCAUCUACCACACUCUCCAAUCCAACCUCCACCGACCCUUCAUCAACUUUGCCCCUCCGCCGGGAACAUACACUCCAACUGCAGAACGCCACGCAGUGACCUGCGCAAACCACGCCGCGGCCUACACCCACAUCCUGCACCAGACUCUACAGGAAACAGAUAUCAUGAAUGGCUGGCAAGAGUUCUUCAUCUGGCAGUGGAACGCUACUGUCAACAUGAUCGGUUUUGUGCUUGCAUGCCCUAUCAACGCCGCGACGAGCAGCGUUCGGAGAGCCAUCGACAAGGCCGUCGAGGUAUUUGAGGUUUUCGGCAGCGAUUUUGCUAUUGCUGCGAGUGCGGCAAGUGUGACAAAGAAUCUCACGGCAAAGGCAGACCUAUUGAUGGAUCAACUACGCAGUGGUAUUACCGCUGGUGCUGAGACGGGAGUCGUAGAUGGAGUGGCGGGAAUGACAGUAGGGGAAAGGGAUAACGUCCAGACUGGACAGACCGCCGAAGAAGGCCUGACAGAAUUCAUGGAUUGGGCCUUGACUGUGGACUCGUUUAACAACUUUGAGGACUUGUUUGUUGAUGUGAACAAGUCAAUGGACUUCUGGGGCGUCAACCCUGUUUGA
Messenger RNA from Fusarium keratoplasticum, 1665 nucleotides. Its product is annotated as Fungal-trans domain-containing protein. Bases 1 to 1665 code for a protein of 554 amino acids. Lineage: Eukaryota; Fungi; Ascomycota; Sordariomycetes; Hypocreales; Nectriaceae. The transcript has a single exon. Gene Ontology annotation, cellular component: nucleus. The record is from RefSeq and is a predicted model, not a curated record. Gene Ontology annotation, molecular function: RNA polymerase II cis-regulatory region sequence-specific DNA binding; zinc ion binding; DNA-binding transcription factor activity, RNA polymerase II-specific. Gene Ontology annotation, biological process: DNA-templated transcription; positive regulation of transcription from RNA polymerase II promoter by galactose.